Archocentrus centrarchus (flier cichlid) is the source of this 1315-nucleotide messenger RNA. RefSeq names its product fetuin-B. Gene Ontology annotation, cellular component: extracellular region. Gene Ontology annotation, biological process: negative regulation of endopeptidase activity. Bases 112 to 1173 code for a protein of 353 amino acids. The transcript is spliced from 8 exons. The record is from RefSeq and is a predicted model, not a curated record. NCBI's taxonomy places the organism in Eukaryota, Metazoa, Chordata, Actinopteri, Cichliformes, Cichlidae. Gene Ontology annotation, molecular function: cysteine-type endopeptidase inhibitor activity.
GCAGCUGUUUGUUCAUCCUUUAGGGAAGAGGAGAAAGUCCAGCAUCAGUCUUUCCCAACUCUUUCUGUAAAAACUGGGAUUACAGGUCCUGCAAAGGAACGUUUCCAGAGGAUGAGCGUGUACCUGGUGGUCCUGUGUCUAGCUUUGCUGCAGCAAGGAGGGGAGGCCAGGUCAGACCCUCUGGGCUGUCAGAGCCCUGAUGCAGUGAGAGUGGCAGAAGAGGCCCUGGAGCAGAUCAACCAGGACAGGAAAAAUGGAUACAUCUGGAGUCUCAACAGACUCUAUGAUCUCUCUCACACUCAGGAACAGGAGAAAGGUGGAUCUCUUUACAAACUAACCAUUGAUGUCAUGGAGACUGUAUGCCAUAUCACCAGCAGAAAACCAUGGAAACAAUGUGAUGUCAGAAGUAUUGGAAACAUUCCAGCGUAUGGAGAGUGUCACGUAUCUGUCUAUGUUCACACUCAAGCCAAACUACAAAGCUACUCCUGUACACUUCGUGAAGUUCCUGCUACUGCAGUGGUAGAUGUCUGCCCAGACUGUCCCACCGCCGAAAAUCUGAAUGAACCCAUCGUCAGGGAGACGGCCAAUCUGUCCCUGCAGAGGUUCAAUGCAGAGAGUCACCUGGCCAACUACUUUACUCUGGAGAACAUCACAAAAGCCAGCUCACAGUGGGUUGUUGGUCCAUCCUAUUUCGUGGAGUUCACUAUUGUGGAAACAGUUUGCUCAAAGGAAACCGAUGCCAGUGAACUGAGCAGCUGCACACCUAUGGACUGCCAGUUUGCUCACAGAGGCUUCUGUCUGGGCUCACACAUGGCUCACGAUGACCAGUUUGAAAUCAGAAACCCUGUCGGCAAAAGGGGAGGUUCGCGUCAGGAUCGGAACCCUGUAGAGGUGAAAUGUGACAUCUAUGAACCUCAGGCUGCCUCUGUGGAGGAGCAGGUCCAUGCAAAAGCAGACACUGUGCACGCUGAGCACCAACACCACAACCAUACUCACCUGCACCCCCAUGAACACCUGCACUCAAUCACACCCAGCUCCAACAUUACUGUCUCCAAGACACAGAACCUUGGGACUGUGGUAGAUCAGCCUGCCUCUCCCAGAGCUUCCCCAGCUGGCAGCUCCUGCCCCGGCCCCCGCAGACACAGACUGGGUUUAAAGAAACUCAGGCUCUGAUUGGCUGAACCACUGCAGUGCCUCUUUGUUCGAUUACUCAAGCCUGAUUGUUUGUGCAUUUUUCAGUUAGCUAAAGGAAAUGUGACUAAAACCUUGCAGGACAGUAACUCACACCAAAAAAAUGAAAUAAAGUAUUUAUCAU